GCAUGUGUGGUCACUCAGCUAUCACAACAUAAUGUAAAAAUGCCAUUGUGUUUACUAAAAGAAUUUCGAUUUUCUUUGAUUCUGGCACACAUUUUAAUCUAAAUCCGAUAAUUACAAGAGCUUAAUUAAUUAUGGAUCCACAAAUUCAACAGAAGAUCUUACAAUUUGAGACCUUCAUAAACGACGUGCUGAAAGCUGAUCUUGCAAAACUGGCCGAAAAGCUUGACACUAAAAAUGCUGACGUCACCGAAUUUUUACAAUUGAAAUCGGUGAUAACGACGUUUCAAAAUACAAACGCUGAAAAAAUCGGUUUCAAAACUAAAGUCGAUAUUGGAAAUAAUUUCUUUAUUCAAGCACAUGUUCCAGAUGCUUCCAAGAUCAUAUUGGAUGUUGGUUUAGGACAUUAUAUUGAAUUCACUUUAGACGAAGCUUUAAUCGUUAUAAAUAUACGGAUCAAGUUACUUGAGCAACAAAUAGCGAAUUUACGGAAAGCAGUUGCAAGAACCAACGCCCAUAUUAAGUUAAUUCUUAUUGCUAUUAGAGAUUUGCAAGGAAUGAGAGACAUUUGAAAUAUUGCUGUAACAAA
Mycetomoellerius zeteki is the source of this 586-nucleotide messenger RNA. RefSeq names its product Uxt prefoldin-like subunit (gene Uxt). NCBI's taxonomy places the organism in Eukaryota, Metazoa, Arthropoda, Insecta, Hymenoptera, Formicidae. Gene Ontology annotation, molecular function: transcription corepressor activity. Gene Ontology annotation, biological process: negative regulation of transcription by RNA polymerase II; positive regulation of transcription by RNA polymerase II. Gene Ontology annotation, cellular component: mediator complex. The coding region runs from base 132 to 569 and encodes 145 amino acids. The transcript is spliced from 2 exons. The record is from RefSeq and is a predicted model, not a curated record.